UGAAAAUUUUAAAUUGUGUAAGAAUAAAACAGCGAUAAAAAAACCUAUUCUAAUUUAUAACAAUAGUUACGCAAGAGGGGAAUGUCAGUCUACGCAGCUUCGAGUGUCGGACGGGCCAGAGUCAGCCUCCGGAACCCGAGGGAUCUCCCGGGCCGCGGGACGACGUUCCUUCACAUAUAAAAUCUCGGAUCUGUAUCGAAAAUUCACUAAAUACUGACAAAAAAGCCGGAAAAUAAUUAUAGCCAACAAUGCCCGUGUCGAUAAAAAUAUUUGCCGCGCAUUUUUCGAGCUGUCAAUUUUAAAUUUGGAUUUAUAACCUCGUUAAGUGAGAAUGGCCAGUGCAUGAAUGAAGUCGUUUUCCAGCCAGUGUGGUUUUGAUUCAGCCUCCUUGAUCAGAUUAUAAAUAUUUGGUGACGUUUCGUGUUAAAUCGGACAUUGAGUGAUCUGUGGCUGUGGACCUGGGAAAUUAUGCGAGCUGACGGCGGGCGGCGGAGCUCAAUGGAAUGUCGCGACCCACUCACAAUGAACUGAACCUAACAUGAAGGCUUAGACAAAGGAACAAUGACUAACGUGAAGUUGAAGCUGAUGUUCUUUCUGCUGAACUCACUCCUGGCCGCAGACAUAGUGCAGGCGCGGCCAUACCCUGAUGGAAACAACACAGACAUCAUCAUAAAAUUCUCCAACAACAAUAACACUUUUAACAUCCCUGUAGAUCCAGAUUCAGAUACGUUAGUAGUAGCAACAGAUGACGAGAACGCAGAAGCUGAGCACGCAGCUAAUAAGGAAGCAGCUGAUAACAUGGAAACCCUUGUCAACGGGGAGCAAGAUAGAGACGAAACCAUGUCAGAAAUGAAAUACAAAGCAGCCGUAGAAAAAGAUUCCGCAGCAGUAGAGAAGCGUCGAAACAUAUCAAACCCGAGUCUGCACGAGAUGAUAAAUUCCGAGACUAAUCGCGAAGAUUCAAUUACCGAUCUGAUGUUCAGGCCAGAGUCGGAGUUUGUUGAGGAUCUGCCUCGUUUCGAGUUCUUAAUCGCUGCGAAGAUUAACGAGAGUGACGUGAACCGGACCGCUCAUGUGAAGGAUGAGAGGAACAGCAGUGAUGUGUUGAGGAAGGUGGACUAUGUCGAGCUGGUGGAGGUGGGCAGGCCGAUGGGAGGGGAGAACAAGAGCGCGUAUUUGGCCAACAUCACUGGACACGAGGUGGACAACGACCUGGCUCCUGAUACAAUCUUGUCCGUGUUCUCAGGGUUCACGGACGUGCAGACUCUGUUCCUGGCCUGCUUCGGGACGCUGCUGCCGCUGCUGGCGGUGCUCUUCGCUACGCUUCUCAUCAGGUGCCUAUGCCGCCGGUACUGCCCCUCGUUCUGCAAGAAGCCGCCCAGCUCCUCGGUCUCCGACAGCAGCGAGAAGCAGGAUGCCAACCAGCUGAAAUCCCCUACCGAGGAGAGCCAGGGCGACGGAGAGGCUCCACCGGCCAACGGCUCCAUCUUCACCAUGACCCUCAAGAACAACCACCUCAUCGUCGAGACGGAGGAGAGGAAUGACAUAGCGAAAAAUGGACGUGAAACGAAGAUGAAGUAUUCACCAGACAACGACGGCAUUUUCGUCGUGGAAGUCCAGCAGUCGACAGCCUACCGCCCCACCAACAAGAACCUUCAGAAUUCGCCGCCUCAUGAUCCUCAAAUCUCAACCAACCAAGCACUCAUCCACAGAGUUCCCGAGGAACUAGAUAAGAAAAACAUAGAAGAAGACAGCGAAAGAAGCAGCGGGAAAUUUGAAAACCCCAAAGCGUUAGCGCUGUCCAGCACAGGUCUCUCCAUAUCAGACCUCAGCAUGUCCUCCAUUGGGUCCCAUAACGUAAGUUACUCUUACGGGAGCCAAAUGGGAUAUGAACAAGGACCUUUCGGGUAUCCUGUGUAUGCUGGGUACGAUACCAAGGAAGACGCUGUUGAUGGUGGGAUAGUAUGCGACAACUCCCAGGAACCGUUGAUUAGCAAAACCCCAACUGACCCUGACAAACCAGUUGUAACUGCUGCGAUAUUCAAGCAAGAUUCUAUCAUUGGCAACGAUGCGCUGCAAGGUCCUGGCUACUGCCUCGAAGGCUCCACAGACGGUCCUUUGCUGUCAGACGUACAAGCCAGGGAAUACAGCCUCCAACAUUUACACGAUCAGAAAGAGAAGAAACUGGAAAAUGGGGUGGCUGUUUUAAUAUCAGGAAAGAUUGACAGCCCCAAAAAGGUUUUGAAUCGAGCUGAUAGUUUACCAGUACGGUUAGAAGAAGAUAACAUUCCUGACCCUAUCAUUGAGAAAAAUAGUGGUAUGGAGACGAUAAAAGAAGAUGAUUUUCCCAGAGAGAUGAGUAAAGGAAAAAGAGCAUCGCUCCCAUUAAUCAGGACAGAUGUAUAUGAAACGGUGAAAGAUGCUAUUCUACCUUCUGGUUCCCCUAAGUUUGAGAAGCUGAUGAAUGAAACGUCUCCUAGAGAAAGUUCUUUCGAAGCACCCCCAAUGAUUACGAUCACCGAAGAGAACGAGUCUGGGAAAUCAGACUCGACUAGUUAAUUUUUAGACAGGUCGAUGUUAUCGAGUGUCAAAUGUACAUAGAUAAGAUGAAAUGUGAUGUGGACAUGGGUAUUUUUGAUGGAAUGGUGAGAUCAGGUUCCAAUGUGAGUGAAAAAAUAUCACAUUAAUCCGACUUGUUCAUAGUUGUGCAAACUUUUGUAUUGAUGGUGGUGUAUUUGUUAUAUCUUGAAUGAAUUUAUUAAACCAUGUUUUUCGUGAAGGUUGUGGAAAUUGUUUAGCUGUCUCACAUUGGAUACCUAGCUAGGUUCAGUGCUAGAGGUAAUUUUGUAAAGUUUCCUAGAGCUAGUUAAUUAAAUGUAAGCUUCUAUCAGGGCUGUUCCGUUGUCUCCAUUGCGUUCGAGUUUCACGUUGCUGUUGUUCAGGUUUCUAGUGUCUAUAGACGUGGACCACUCAGCCUCAGAUCAAAGUGUACAUUUUUGAUAAUUAAACUACAAGUCGGUCCUCCUAGUGGGGGUCUGUCCACACUACGUCUUCCAGCCCGUGGUCGCCACUCGAGAACUUUUCUGUCCCAGCAGCUAUCAGCUCUAAGAGCUAUGUGCCCCGCCCACUGCCCCUUGAUUUACUGGUGGUGGUUUGAAGUACGUAGUAUAUGGGCAGUGCAGGACUGAUCGUUAUGGAAAUCCUUGGGGGAGGCCUUUGUCUAGCAGUGGACGUUAUUAGGCUGAAACGAAUGUAGUAAAAGUAACUUCGAAUCCCAAAUCUUUCAAAAAUUACAGGCUGUGUGGUCCAAGUUCAUCGUUGAUCGUGUCAUCAUUGUUUGUCGCUCAGUAGUGGUAUCUUUAACGUACUUAUAGAUUAGGGUCUUCAAACUGACGGUUAUGAUAUUACGAACGAAAACUUUAUGGUCUUAUGAAAUAAUUUAUUUAAUCAAAAAUGUACGGAAUUAUAUUUUGUUACUUUAGCUAGCUAUCUAUAAAAUAUCUUAUUAAUUUUAGUAAACGGAUGCUACAAUUAUUAAAAAGUAAUUAUUGUGUAAUUUAGAUAGUAAAUCGUUUAUUAUUUCAGUAUUGUACCAGUGUUUAUUAUUAUUUAUUCUAAAUAUUUACACCCUGUAUAGUUAAGUAACACUUACUAAGUACAGGGUGUACAAGAUUGUAAAUAGAGGAAUCAUCAGCUGGUGGGCGAAAUAACAUGUAGCUUAAGUAAGUACAAUCACUAAGGCGAUGAUCACACUGCACCGCGCUCCGCCGCGGUACGCGAGACGACGGAUUUAAUCAUUAUAUGCAAGUACCUCAGUUUGUAUAGAAAACACGCGCGGCACAACACACUGAGAACGCGUUUGCGCGCGGGAUUCGUUAUAUGUGGCCACGCGGACCGCGGCGGAGCGCGGUGCAGUGUGAUAAUCGCCUAAACACAGCUUGACAAUUAUACCUACAGAGAAAAAAGAUAUAUUUGGUGACUCACUAUGUCAAAAUCUAAAGAUCUCGUAGCCACUUCGAGAAAGCUACGGUCAUGGCAGCUAUGACAUGGUAGGCCAGAGUCCGUAAAUAUCAGCCACUAAUAUUUUAUUUGGAUCAAUACAUACUUUUUAUGCAAAAGAC
Messenger RNA from Ostrinia nubilalis (European corn borer), 4121 nucleotides. RefSeq lists its product as uncharacterized. The transcript is spliced from 6 exons. The record is from RefSeq and is a predicted model, not a curated record. Bases 562 to 2559 code for a protein of 665 amino acids. Lineage: Eukaryota; Metazoa; Arthropoda; Insecta; Lepidoptera; Crambidae.